Molecule: messenger RNA, 474 nt
Organism: Vicia villosa (hairy vetch)
Lineage: Eukaryota; Viridiplantae; Streptophyta; Magnoliopsida; Fabales; Fabaceae
Exons: 1
Coding region: 1-474 (157 amino acids)
Source: RefSeq, a predicted model, not a curated record
AUGUCUAAUUCGUGGAUGAUUGCGGGUGAUUUCAAUGACAUUGCAAGCGUAACAGAAAAGAAAGGAGGAGCCUCAAUGUCAAAUAGGAAAUGUAAUAUUUUCAUAGAUUGUAUUACUAAUUUUAACCUAAUGGACAUAGGGACAACUGGCCCAAAAUUCACUUGGAGAGGGUCAAUUUACCAUAGUGGGCAAAGAAUCUAUGAGAAACUCGAUAGAGCCCUUUGCAAUGAGGAUUGUCGUAUGAAGUUCCCAGAUGCCCAUGUGAAGGUCUUAACUAGAGUUAACUUCUCAAAUCAUCAUCCAUUACUUGUCAUGUUAGACAGUCAGCAUAAUUAUGGUGGGCAGAGACAAUUCAUGUUUGAAAGUGAUUGGCUUCUCAAUGGCACCUACCAUGAUAUGAUAAGGGUUUUAUGGAAAGAAGACAUUUGUUUGGAGGAAAAUCUUUCAAAAGUCAGGAACGACAUAAAGGAUUAG